Messenger RNA from Larimichthys crocea (large yellow croaker), 2110 nucleotides. It is a transcript of the gene fam107b, whose product is annotated as family with sequence similarity 107 member B. Lineage: Eukaryota; Metazoa; Chordata; Actinopteri; Sciaenidae. The record is from RefSeq and is a predicted model, not a curated record. The coding region runs from base 261 to 665 and encodes 134 amino acids. The transcript is spliced from 4 exons.
GGAUCCUGACUGAGUCUAUGUGUGUGUGUGCGCGACUGUGUGUGUGUGUGUGUGCGCGCCAGAGCUAUUGAACAGUUUACUAAAGCCGAGACGAGGCGGACACACCUCAACCCCAAAGAAGUGAUCCGGAGAGGCACUGAUGUGACCUGAACCACUUUGUCAUUUUAAAUAUUAAACAACUUGAGUUGGAGAAGUCGCGUCGGGGUCGACUUUGAGAUCCGUGUGACCCUGGUCUGUCGCUGUCACCAGGGAGGAGUGUCAUGGCGGAACCCGACUAUCUGGAGGGAGACUGUGAUGAGCUCAUCAAACCCAAGAAGCUGAUCAACCCAGUCAAGACCUCCCGUAACCAUCAAGACCUGCACCGAGAGCUGCUCAUGAACCAGAAGAGGGGUCUGGCUCCUCAGAACAAACCUGAGCUCCAAAAGGUUCUGGAGAAGAGAAAGAGGGAGCAAGUUCUCAAGGCCCAGAAAGAGGAACAGGAGGCCCACAAGAAGAGGAGCGACCUAGAGAUUGAGCUCAUGAAAAGACAACAGAAACUAGAGCAGCUGGAGUUAGAGCAACAGAAAAUUGACGAGGAACAGGAGAACACCCCCGAGUUUGUGAAGAUGAAGAGCAACCUACGCAGGACCAAGCAGGAGACCGAUGGCGAGGAACGAACCACCUAAAAACCAGCAGGGGUGUCUGCGUCUGGCUGAUUGUGCGCGUGUUUGUGGGCACGGAGACAUCAGGAGUGUGUGUACAAAAGAGAGAGAGUGUGUGGUGGUGACCCAACCGUGGUCCGAGAUGAACUCCCUGGCUUUCCCAACCUAGCUGUUCCUUCCUGCAGUGAGGAGAGAGACUUUACAGACUAAAGACCCCCCCUCUGUCUGCCUGCCACGGACCACCAGUACUCGCCUCUGCUCCUCACACCAAUCCAGCAGCACACAGCACCCCCCACAGGAGGGACCUUACACGGACAUGUUACACGCCUUUCAACAAGGGGCAAGCAAGCUUCCAAUGAGCUUAGAGGGAGAAACAACCAAACACACACACACACAGGUUUUCAUACCCUCUGUUUUCACCCCUCUCUUCACAGCAAGCUGUUGUUUCUCUUUACUGUUAUCGAUGUUGUUAUCGUUGUUGUUUUUUGUUCUCAUCUUCAGAAUCAAAUAAGGAAAAGUGGACACUGGAUGGACUCUUGAAGCUGUGUAAUGUAAAAGCCAAACAAAUGUGCUUUUGUUAUUUAUGUAUGUAGCUUUUAGCCCAGGUAUAGGGGAGGACACUUUUAGUCGUCUGUAUUUUAGUUUGUUUUACAGCAUAGUUUAUGAAGCCAGAAGAGGACAAAGGGAGUGUAUGGUCGUGUGAAACAAGUUUGCUUUAUUAUUAUUAUUAUUUUAAAAUUUAAAAAACAUGCCAUUUCCUCAGCUAAUGCAAUUUUGAGCAAUAGUAGAACUCCCAGGCAUGAGAGUGACCUUUUCUUUAUAUAUUCUGUUGUUUUGUAUGAAUAAAAGUGUUACUUAAUAAAUAAUUUAAGUUUUUGUUAGGUUGGUCAAUAAGAAUAAGCCCUGAGCUCUGUCUGAUCAGUCUUUUUGUGUUGUCUGAGCAAAGGAUUUACUAGAAAGUGUUCACAUGGAGGCCACCUAAAUGAUAUAACUGAUUGGUAGUUCUUGGCAUAACUGCACAGCUCCUGAAACAACUCUGAUAAGCAUCCUGGAACUUUAUCGCUUCAGUAUUUUGUCUUUAUUUACAAUGGAGCCAUAGCUUGGCAUGGCCAGACUAAUUCGUAGAUGCCAGAGAAAAUAAAACAUUAGCUUGGCAGAUUCGGCUGCUUCCCAGGCCAAGUGCAGAUGUGCAGACAGAUAAUUUUAAUCUGCAAAACAAUAACUAGACUAACUCGAGUAUGUAAUCAUUGCCAUACACAAAUUCCAAAGUGGUUAUUCAAUGUAAGAAACUGUGAUAACACAUGUUGUGUUUUUUUUGUUUUGUUUUUUUUUUUGUUAAAUAUCACACGAUACUAUGGGUCUAAUAUUCUGGUUUGUGGGUCUCCAAGAGAUGAUGGCAGAUUAUUAAGACAUAACCUUGUGUUUUUCUCCAGAUUCUUCUUUUAAAUAAACAUAAUUUUAACACGUUC